Messenger RNA from Rubroshorea leprosula, 1455 nucleotides. NCBI's taxonomy places the organism in Eukaryota, Viridiplantae, Streptophyta, Magnoliopsida, Malvales, Dipterocarpaceae. The record is from the annotation of a GenBank genome assembly.
AUUCUACAAGAAGCAAAGCAUCAGCUUUGAGUUCUCUAGAAAUGUUCUUGGAAGAACUUUAAUUAAAGAUCAAUAAGGAAAGGAAUGUGACAUUCAGUAUGCAGGAGCAAUAUAUCUCUUUUUCGCUUGACAAAAAUUGUCUCAAAUUUUCAUCACUAGGAUCUUCACCUUGCCUUACCACUGUAGAAAAGAGAAAUGUCAUCAACAACAAGUGGAAGUCCAAGGGAAAGAGGACAGCCCUCCUUCCAUGGCUGUGCUUGGCGGAUGGUGUGCCUUCCCAGAAGCAUAUUGGGGAGCUUCUCAAGAGCAUUUGGUAGAAGAAGCCAAGACCAAACACCAAACUUCCAACUGCAAGAUCCACGACCACCACAAGCACCGCUCAUCCUUCACGAAGAGUGGGCUUUUCUAUCUAGCAUUGAGCAGCAAUAUGGUUCUGCCCAUCCCAUUUUCUAUGCAUGUAAAUUCAUGGAGGCCUUAAAGUUAGCAGAGGAUGAGCACAAGUUCGUGUUUAUGUAUCUCCACUCCCCGGAACACCCAUUCACUCCCUCUUUCUGCACAGAGACACUGUGUUCAGAGCUGGUAAUACAGUUUCUUGAUGCAAACUUUGUAUCAUGGGGAGCACUGGCAGAUAGGGAAGAGGGUCUGCAAAUGGUUGCAACUCUGCGCCCAACUACCUACCCUUUCUGUGCACUGAUAGCUCCUGCUCCUGGCAAUAACAUAGCAGUCCUGCGACAGAUAGAGGGUCCAAUUGGCCCAGCUGAGCUGGUGGAGAUACUCCAGAGGACAAUUGAGGAGAAAGGGCUGGCUUUUGGUAAUAAAACAAAUAAGGAGGAAGAAAGGAGAAGAGCAAAAAUCAAAGAGGAAGAGAAAGUAAGAGGGGAUCGCCAGUUAAGAGAAGAACAAGAUGCAGCAUAUUUUUCUGCCCUACAGAUAGACGAGGAAAAUGAAAAGCUGAGGAGUGGAAGGGUUCAACCAGCGGAUGCUUCUAAUAAAACAAACCAUGAGAAGCUGAGGCAAACUCCUGCACAAAAACUUGGUAAACCAUAUCAGCCUUCCACUGUUAGACAAACUCAGAACCAAGUAACUUCUACUCAAGGAAAAGAUCCUCAGACUACUCAGCUAUUGAUUCGAUUUCCGAAUGGUGAAAGAAGGGAACAGAGCUUUUCUUGCACAGAUAAGAUACAGUCAGUUUACAGAUACAUUGAUUCAUUAGGAUUGCCUGGCAUUGGCAACUAUAGACUGGUAUCCGGCUACCCCAGAAAAGUCUAUGAUGCUGAUCAAAUGGGAAUGACUCUCAAGGAUGCCGGUCUCCAUCCUAGAGCAAGCCUGUUUUUGGAGCUUCUGUGACAUGGUUCUCUUGUCAUCUGAAUUCAGAAACUUGAUGUAAAACCAAAAGCUUACAUACUCAUAUUCUAUAUAUAUAUAUAUAGAUAUAAAUAUAUAUCAUCACUUCCU